AUGCGCGCUACUCUCGUCUCCGCCCUACCGAUCGUUCGACUUGCAGGCACUCUUUUCAUGGCCUGGAAGCUUCUAUGUCUUGUCGCCAACUCGCCGUACCCGGCUAUGGUCGUUCUCACCGAGUCCAUGAUGCCCGCCUUCCAGCCUGGAGACGUCAUCAUUCUCUGGAACAGAACCGAAUACGUACAGGUCGGCGACAUCCCCGUCAUCUGGUUCACAGGCAACCCUCUCCCCAUGGUACAUAGAGUCUCCAAGACUGCCUUCGAGUAA
Molecule: messenger RNA, 270 nt
Organism: Colletotrichum karsti
Lineage: Eukaryota; Fungi; Ascomycota; Sordariomycetes; Glomerellales; Glomerellaceae
Product: signal peptidase I
Exons: 1
Coding region: 1-270 (89 amino acids)
Cellular component (GO): signal peptidase complex; membrane
Molecular function (GO): serine-type endopeptidase activity
Source: RefSeq, a predicted model, not a curated record